Messenger RNA from Perkinsus marinus ATCC 50983, 1065 nucleotides. Its product is annotated as Arginase, putative. The transcript is spliced from 11 exons. Lineage: Eukaryota; Perkinsozoa; Perkinsida; Perkinsidae. Gene Ontology annotation, cellular component: cytosol; cytoplasm; nucleus. The record is from RefSeq and is a predicted model, not a curated record. The coding region runs from base 34 to 1065 and encodes 343 amino acids. Gene Ontology annotation, molecular function: manganese ion binding; arginase activity.
AGACUAUAUCAUCAUUCAUUCUUCAUUCAAUAUAUGGGCUCAUCCUUUUCUACUAUGAUCGGCUGUGGUGAACCAACUUCAAGAACUCUCCGUGAGCCCAAGACCCUCGCUAUGAUAGGUGCUCCUAUAUCCGAUGGUCAGGACUACGACUCAGAGUUGACAAGGCUCCCCCAAGCCCUCAGGGAUGGUGGUCUCGAAGCGGUCACCAAAGAGGUAGGCUGGGCCUUCGAGGAUCGUGGUGAUCUCGACUUUGAUCUAUUAGCCAACACACCAGUCUCUAAUGCUCCAUUGGUGCCGUCUUCUCGAGCCGCCAUUCCAUAUUAUGACAAUGCCAAAAUCAAGAACUGUGAAAAAAUCGGUCGGGCAUGUGGACAUAUAUUUGAUGCAGUGUAUAAUGCAGCCAGCGAGGGUAAGUUUGUCUUGACUGUUGGUGGUGAUCAUAGUCUGGGAUGUCCUACUAUUGCUGGUAUCAUGCGUGCUCGACCAGAAACUUGUGUCAUCUGGGUCGAUGCUCAUGGCGAUUGCAACCAUCCCGAGACCAGUCCAUCUGGGAACUACCAUGGUAUGCCUGCUGCCCACGUAAUGGGGUGGUUUGAAAAGCGAGCUAGAGGUUUCGAAUGGCUGGAUGAACAUCUAUCCCACCCAUUGAAGGAAGAUAGGAUCGCAUUCAUUGGCCUGCGAGAUAUCGAUCCCGAGGAGAGGAGGCUCCUAAGACAAUCCCGUGUCAAGUGUUUCACCAUGACUGAUGUCGAUCGCUUGGGUAUCUCAGCGGUUAUGGAGCAAGCUUUAAAGCAUAUUAAUCCAAGAGGCGAUCGUCCUAUCCACCUCUCUCUCGACAUUGAUGGCAUAGAUCCAGUCAUUGCCCCGGGUACGGGUACGAAGGCUAAGGGCGGUCUUACCUAUAGAGAAUCUCAUUACAUCUGUGAGAGGUUGGCCAUGACAGGACAGUUGGGCAGCAUGGAUCUCGUGGAGAUCAACCCCAUUAUGGAUAUGGAAAUUCUGCGGAAAUCCCGUGAUAUGAGCAGUCCGAAGACGUCUCCGAUACAGUCAUGUAGUGGGGAUUAG